CUAAUGGCACCCACACAAGAAGCCCCAACGCGUGAUGGCACUAUUUCCGGAUGGGCUACUCCAGGGAUCCUCGGUGGAGCGAUGGCUGUCAUUGACGCCGCCCACGACAUUGGCGGCAUGCCGCCGCUCAUUCGAGAGGAAGACGCAGGGGUAGCUUCCCCAUCGGCCUAUCCGUUGCUGGAAGAAGGACCCUUGACGCCCCGGGCAGCUUCACCAGGCUUCCGAUUCCUCAUCAGCAGCUCUUCCACCACCGUAUCUCACGGAAGCUGUCCUGGGAAACUUUUCCUGGAUCGCGAUACCUGCCAAAGCCGCGACCCAAACCUCGCCCCUCAAGCCGACUGCGUCUUGCUUUCCGAUACCUUCUACCUCUCUCCUUUGGUAUCGAGGUCAAGUGGUUUCUUUAGUUUGCGGUCAUCCGACUCUGGCACCGAGACCCACGACGCGCGGUCCAUCAUGCCCGGCCAGAUCUUUGAUGCUCCCACCGAGCAUCGGUUCCCAUCUUCCACGACAUCCGGCUACUUCGCUUUGACCGAUGAUGCUGCUGAUCCAAGAUUCGACGGUACCACCCAACUACCUCCGUGCUCAGCAGAGAGCGGCAAGAGCGACCGGACAGCGAGUCCACUAAAUUUUGCGUGUUGGGCGAAGCGGCAACACCAUACCCAUAAGCAAGACCGGCACAAGGAAGAGCAGGGCAGCUCAAAACGAAAUGUUCUUUCGAGGUCAAGCAGCACCCAGAAACGACAGGCUCAAGCAGCUGUCCCUCAAAUGACGCGAGAGGAGUUUGAGGCUCUCCCGCUAGCAAUACAGAGAAAGUAUUUUUCGACACUCGAAAGGUUACGGUUCGCUCAAGACGCCUGUCUUGUUGAAGGUAUCUCCCAGCACUACGACGACAUCUCGAAUUUCAAGCGUCGAAACCCCCGCAGGGAUCGCAGUCCUUCGGAGGAUGUUGUUGGUCGAUCCCGCCGCGGAUCCGUCGCCGAGUUGCAUUCGUCCGCUUCCGAUUCGCCGCCAUUGUGCGCCGGUCUGCAAGAAGCAACGCGUGAAGAAAAGCCUUGUCGUGAGGACAAGGCUCGCCCUGCCAUGCGCCAUCGCGCGAGCGUCAUUCUUGACGCGGCCGACGAGGCCGUAUAUAAGUUCAAUAAGCAGGCCAACAGGAGGAAUCCGUCCACGACCGUUGACGUACUCACCCCGCCACUGUCGCCGUCUCGCCACAGUAUGGACUCGCAGGACAGUCUCAGGAAAGAUGUCGAUCAGUCCGCCAAUGGCCAUGUACCCCGGUCGUUUUUCGAGAGCUUUCGGUGGCUAGAUGAGGAGGAAGAUCUAGAUCUGCGACUCUUCUUGGACGAUUACCACGCAAAUUUACGAGAGGGCACGCCGACGACGAAACAACGUCCCUCCUUCCGCCGGCGCAUUUCGAUAUCCAAGAUUCCGUUUGGCCGUCGAAACUCGGUUUCUUCGGCAGAUCCCGUGACCAGAGAGGCGGUGGCUCCGACGAAGUCGCCGCCGAUCCGCAGCAGCAGUUCCGACGGGCCAUCCCACGCGAGACGCAAGUCACGCGCUUUGUCUCUCAUCGCACCAAAACAUGUGUCUCAACCGCCGGUUGCGGCGAUUGAUCCGUCCGCGGCACAUUACCAAGACCCUGAAGCCCGACUCAAGCUGAGGGUGUACCUGGCUUCGCCGCAGAAGUUUGACGAGGCAGUCGAGUUUGGAUUUCCGUCGACUGACGUGCUCUCGGCCGCUUCGCCAUUCAAUGCGGAUGGCGGGGGCCUCUCGGGCCAAACCAAGCAGAGAGUGGCGGAUGCCUCUCUUGACAUGCAAACGUUCCUAGCCGAUCAGGACGAAGACGAGGAAGACAUCGACAAUGUGUCACUCUAUAGUGACCAUGCAUCAGUGGCUGAUCCCGACUCUCCGAAAACCCCAGAGCCCUUGGAGCACCGAACUACCGGCCCGCGUCACGCGAGGUUUGCCUCAGCCACUCUUCUUUCUGGGAGGGAUAUUGGCCGAAAGACUCCAGAGGGCGCCUUUUAUGCCCAAGCUCCAGCAACCUCGCGCGAGAUGACUCUGCGGAUGACUCUUACGCGACCCGAUCUCCGCGCCCACGAGGAUGAGAUAUACGGCUGGCAGCAGCAGAAGUAUGUCUACCAGCAACACGCCCGGCGGCCAACGGCUCUGGCAUCUUUGGCGGCGGAGAACAGGGUUGCCUAUAACGGAAACGGAGCUUAUAACAGCCUCGAAAAAUUCCCCGAACUCGAUCACUGGAACGGGACCACGACAGAAAAGGGGGUCAUACGACGAAUCUGGAACCGCGUACGGAGGGGUUGACGGCUGGACCCAACACCUCCUACCCCGUGCCAUCACGCUCUCUGGUUUCUUCUCCCAGAGUUUCUGCCUCUGUUCCACACUCGUCCACACUCUCUAUCGAUUGGUUUCUCUAUUUUUUUUAAUCACAUGUCCCGGCCAGUCGCCCAUGAAACAUCUAGGUUCGAUAUUGACCUUUAUUGCUUGUCUUUUAUUAUUCCGCAAGGCGUUGGCAGGAUCUCCCUCACUCUCGUUAUUUCUGAUGCAUCGUUCUCGGUGCUGGCGGGAUCUUGUUGUCUACACGGGGCUUAGCAUCUCGCCUCUGGUGUUUCUGUGAAAUAGACAGCUGGGAUAACUAGACGGCCCCCCAGGGAAUACACAGCGCAACCGCGCAUAUUCCUC
Messenger RNA from Thermothelomyces thermophilus ATCC 42464, 2700 nucleotides. RefSeq lists its product as uncharacterized. The transcript has 3 exons. The record is from RefSeq and is a predicted model, not a curated record. Bases 4 to 2322 code for a protein of 772 amino acids. Lineage: Eukaryota; Fungi; Ascomycota; Sordariomycetes; Sordariales; Chaetomiaceae.